Messenger RNA from Corapipo altera (White-ruffed manakin), 4171 nucleotides. RefSeq names its product forkhead box P4 (gene FOXP4). Bases 7 to 2004 code for a protein of 665 amino acids. Gene Ontology annotation, cellular component: nucleus. The record is from RefSeq and is a predicted model, not a curated record. NCBI's taxonomy places the organism in Eukaryota, Metazoa, Chordata, Aves, Passeriformes, Pipridae. The transcript is spliced from 16 exons. Gene Ontology annotation, biological process: regulation of transcription by RNA polymerase II. Gene Ontology annotation, molecular function: RNA polymerase II cis-regulatory region sequence-specific DNA binding; DNA-binding transcription repressor activity, RNA polymerase II-specific.
CGAGUCAUGAUGGUUGAAUCUGCCUCGGAGACGAUACGUUCCACUCCCUCUGCCCAGAACGGGGUGAGCAGCCUGAGCCAGCAGCCGGAUGGCGGCGGGGGCAGCGCGGGGGGCGGCGGGCGCGACGGACCCGCCGGCGAGGCCAACGGAGAGAUGAGCCCCGUGGAGCUCCUGCACUUCCAGCAGCAGCAGGCUCUCCAGGUGGCACGCCAGUUCCUGCUGCAGCAGGCCACGGGGCUGAGCUCCCCCAGCAGCAACGAGGGCAAGCAGCCAGCAGUGCAGGUGCCCGUGUCUGUGGCCAUGAUGUCCCCGCAGAUGAUCACGCCGCAGCAGAUGCAGCAGAUCCUCUCUCCGCCCCAGCUCCAGGCCCUCCUGCAGCAGCAGCAGGCAAUAAUGCUGCAACAGCUGCAGGAAUACUACAAGAAGCAACAGGAGCAGCUUCACCUGCAGCUAUUGACACAGCAGCAAGCUGGAAAGCAGCAACCCAAAGAGCCGUUGGGGAACAAGCAGCUGGCCUUCCAGCAGCAGCUCCUGCAGAUGCAGCAGCUCCAGCAGCAGCACCUGUUAAACCUGCAGCGCCAGGGCCUGGUGAGCCUCCCACCAGGGCAGGGCACGGUGCCCCUGCAGACCCUGCCCCAAGCCGUGUGCCCCUCAGACCUCCAGCAGCUCUGGAAGGAGGUCACGGCUGCCCAGCCCGUCGAGGACAGCAUUAAGCAAGAAGGUCUUGACCUCACCACCAACACCUCCAACUCUACCUCGUUUUCGGCCGCCAAGGUCUCGCCUCCCAUUUCCCAUCACCCUCUGCCCAAUGGACAGAGCACCAUGCACACGCCCAGAAGGGACAGCUCUUCCCACGAAGAGACCCCUGGCUCCCACCCACUCUAUGGCCACGGAGAGUGCAAGUGGCCUGGCUGCGAAACCCUCUGUGAGGACUUGGGACAGUUUGUCAAACACCUCAACACAGAACAUGCACUUGAUGACCGAAGCACGGCCCAGUGUCGAGUCCAGAUGCAAGUGGUACAGCAGCUGGAGAUACAGCUGGCCAAGGAGAGCGAGCGUCUCCAAGCAAUGAUGGCCCAUCUUCACAUGAGACCUUCAGAGCCAAAGCCUUUCAGCCAGCCUCUGAACCUGGUCUCCAGUGCCACCCUCUCCAAGAGCACUUCCGACACGUUUCCCGACGGUUUACCUCAUCCCCCCACCUCAGCCACGGCGCCCAUCACCCCCCUGCGGCAGGGCCCCUCCGUCAUCAGCUCUUCCACUUUACACAACGUGGGGCCCAUCCGCAGGAGGAACUCGGAGAAGUUCUGCACCCCAAUAUCCUCAGAACUUGCACAGAAUCACGAGUUCUACAAGAACGCCGACGUCCGGCCGCCCUUCACGUACGCCUCGCUCAUCCGGCAGGCCAUCCUGGAGACCCCCGACAGGCAGCUAACGUUGAAUGAAAUCUAUAACUGGUUCACGCGGAUGUUUGCCUACUUCCGGAGGAACACGGCCACCUGGAAGAACGCCGUCCGCCACAACCUGAGCCUGCACAAGUGCUUCGUGCGCGUGGAGAACGUCAAGGGAGCCGUGUGGACCGUGGACGAGCACGAGUACCAAAAGCGAAGGCCACCAAAGAUGACAGGGAGUCCGACCUUAGUCAAAAAUAUGAUUUCAGGACUCGGUUACGGAGCACUUAAUGCAAGUUACCAGGCUGCGCUGGCAGAGAGCAGCUUCCCGCUGCUCAACAGCCCCACCAUGAUCAACACCAGCUCGGCCAGUGCCAUGCUGCACGUGGGCCACGACGACGUCAGCAGCACCGUGGAGCAGGUCAACAGCAACGGCAGCAACAGCCCGCGCCUGUCCCCGCAGCAGUACAGCCACCCAGUGCACGUGAAGGAGGAACCAGCUGAGGCGGAGGACGACAGCAGACCUGUGUCGCUGAUGGCCACCACCAACCAGAAUGUGACGAUUCCCGACGACAGGGACCUGGAGGAGGAGCUGCCAGUGGAAGACUUGUCCUAAGGACUCCUUCCUCCUCCCCACCGAGGGGCAAACCCUUCCCACCCUCCCGGCCGGAGACCAAGCGACGCUCCCACCUCCCCAAGGUGACCUUCGGCGUUAACCUGUUCUUUAAAGGCACUUCCACGAAGCAAAAGGGUUUCCUUGGGGCAACAACCCGUUGCUGCCGGCGCGUCCCUCGCGCUCCCACUGCCCUGCGCCGCAGCCGGUGACUGACCGACCCCGCCGCGGGCACGUCCCGCGGCACGAGAAGCAGAAACCCAAGAGCUGGACUUUUUCUCCCCUCCUCCCUUGGUUAGUGACUGGUGAACGAGGAUGGUAGGUUGUUUCUGUCCGAAAUGGUCCCUUCCUUCCCUCCCCGUGCGCGGCGGGCGCAGGGAAGGCACCUCUGUCCCCUCCUCCCGCGGUGCUCGGCCGCCCCGAGGCAGCGAUGGCAGGAACCCGCUGUUGGCAGGAACCCGCUGUUGGCAGGAACCCGCUGUCGUCCCUCGGGCCCCCGGUGGGUUUUGCACUAGGAGGGACCGUGGACCCUGCCCACGUGUGCUGCCUCCAGCCAGCUUUGGGGGAAGAAACAGCAGAAACGGGGCUGAGCCCUCUGCCGUGCUCUGGAUGUCGGGCUCACACCGUUGUCUCGAAGCUGGGGAAGGACGAGGACCGGCACGUCAGUGGGACGGGGUCUCCUCUGCCUUGUCACCUCCGGCCAGUUGCUAAACUGCCUGGCAAGCAGAGCGGCCUCCCAGGCUCUGCCCUCCACGGGCUGGUGGGGGCUCCUGGCACCCAGCACUGCUGACCAUCCGCAGCCGACUGCCAGCGCCAGCAGUGAGGACUCGGUUCCCCCCGUCCUGCUCGACGUGGCUGCAGCGGGUGACACCUCCCAGCCCAUGUGGGGAUGGCCAGUGGCCCAACUUCAAUUUCAGGGAAAGGCUCCCGGCCCCCUGCGUGCCCCGUUCCACCUCCAGAGCCCGGGGCAGGGUCUCAGUGGAGCAGGAGGGCAGCAUCCCCCAACACCGAGCCUCCUCCUGGGGGCACCUGCAGAGGAGCUGGGGGUCAUCCCAUCCCGCUGGGAGCAAAGCUGAGCCCAGUGGAUCCCCGUGGUGGCCAAACCUGGCCACGGCCCCCAAGCUGAGCCUGUUGCAGGGGGGCUCCCGCUUUCAUCUUUUCUUUUCCUUAUCCUUUUGUGUGUGUCCAGAUGGGAAGAUACCAAAAGAUUUCUAGAGACAGAAGGUCCGUAGUUCAGGUGAACAGAUGGUAUUAAUGCCAAAAGAAAAAAAUAUUAAUAAUAAUGAGAACAACACAACCAAACACCCCUCUUCUCCCUGCUCUUUUUUUCUGGGGCGGUGAUGUGGGUACCCAGUGCCAGCCUCCUCCUGGCAGGCAGCGUGGCAUCCCCAGUGCCCUGUGCUGGCUUCAGGGAGCAUCACCUUCCCUGGGGAGCAUCACCUUCCCUGGGGAGCAUCACCUUUCCCGGGGAGCAGCACUUUCCUGGCACAGCCAGGCUGGCACUGGCUGUCCUGGCACACAGUGGGGUCUUUAGGGGCUCACUGUGAUGGAUGUGGGGCUGCUCACGUUUUUGAGCCCAGCUCCAGGUUCCCCCAGAGCGAUCCUGAGGGUUGCUCUGUCCCUCCCUGUCCCUGCUACUCCAGGAUGAGACACUGGGGGGCUGUGUCACCCCCACGGGACAUGGGGCUGACACCCUGGGAGCAGUGUUGAAAAUGCAACACACAGCUGUGGGUCACGGGGGGUUGUGUUUGUCUGUCCCCAUGACACCUCUGUGACCUCCCCAAGGGGCUCCUGGUGCUGUGGGGUUUCCCCAGGGUGAGCCCAUACUGGACUCAUCCUUUUCACUGCCUGAAGCAUCCUCGGUACCCAGGUGGCUGCAGAGAAGGGGGGGUGUCCCUGGGUCCCCCCUGCAGCCGGGGGGACGUUGAGCAGAACCCCCCACCCCAGCCCGUGUUCCCCUGUGCCACCCCGUGUGCCACCCCCUGUAUCAUCCCGUGUCACCAUCUGGGGGCUGCCGAGACCCUCGGGGGGCAGCGAGGGGUGACACAGCCCGGUGGGGCUGUUAACGGGGGUCACCGGCACCCUCCCCCCCCGGCUGGGGCUGCAGGGGGGGCCCUUUCCCAUUCCCAAAUCCAGGGUUUUCCCUGCUCCCCCCGCCCUCCCUCCCGCG